Messenger RNA from Cavenderia fasciculata, 531 nucleotides. RefSeq lists its product as uncharacterized. NCBI's taxonomy places the organism in Eukaryota, Evosea, Eumycetozoa, Acytosteliales, Cavenderiaceae. The coding region runs from base 1 to 531 and encodes 176 amino acids. The transcript has 2 exons. The record is from RefSeq and is a predicted model, not a curated record. Gene Ontology annotation, molecular function: GTPase activity; GTP binding.
AUGCAAUUGGAUCAUGAUGGAACCAAAGAAGUAAAAUUACAGAUUUGGGAUUUGAGUGGACAAGAUAGAUAUAUUGUAAUGUCAAGGCCAUAUUUUCACAAUGCCGAUGGUGUUGCUUUGGUUGUUGACCUCAGUCAACUUGAACAAACAAUGGAACACGCUAAAAAAUGGAAAACAGAAGUAUAUUCAAGAUUAGAUAAAGAUAUUCCUUGUAUUUUAUUGGCAAAUAAGUAUGAUAAAAUAGAAGAAAAUGAAGAAAAUUUAAAAGAUAUUACAGAUAAAUUAAAUCUAUAUACAAAAGAAAAUAAUAUUGCUAGUUGGGCAUUCACAUCGAUUAAACAUACCAACAUCGAUGAACCUUUUAAUAUUUUGACUAAAUUGGUGUUUGAAGAUUUGGAAUUAAAGGUUCAAUCAAAAAAUAAGGAAAAGUUUUCAGAGUUUAAACCUGAAAGAGAAAAUUCUUUCAAAGUUCAAAAUACUUCUUCAUCAACAACAAAAAAUAGAACUUGUGGUGGAUGUACCAUUCAAUAA